AAGAGCUCGCGUGUGAUGUGUUUUGUGUAUCAGUGUUUUCUCUCUUCUUUGGUGUUUUAUUGAGUGUAAACAGAGUCUUGUCUCUGUGUAUUUUAGUGUUAAGAUGUUGAUGAUGAGAGAUGAGAUGUGCUGUAAAUCAGUAGGAACUGAUCUGUCCAUGCUGGAUAUUGAUGAUUUCAUCACAGAAAUCUCUCAGCUAAAGAAAGAGGUGGCGUUAAUGGAGGCAAAGCUGAGGUCAAGAGGAGAUGAAGGAGUGAAGAGAGAGGAUGUGGAUGUGGAUUGUUGUGAAUCUUCAGUGUAUGUGACUGAUGGAUGUCUGGAUUCAGUGUGGAUGAGCAGAGAUCAGAGCCGCACACCACAGCCACUGCUGGACUCUAAACUCUCUGAAGAGAAAUCCAGACACACACAGGACUCAGAGCUCAGUCUCACUUUACUCUGUUAUACUGAGUCAAAGCCCACAGACGCUCAGGACACUGUGUGUGACAGUAAUCAGGGCUUACAGGAUGAGGAAUCUACUGAUCAAACCUCCACAGAGUCUCUGGAUUCUGUCUGUAACGCUGGAGAACAGCAGCAGAUCCUGCAGACCACACUGAAGAUGUGUUCAGUCAAACUGAUCGACUGCACGAACCUGAUGAUGAAGAUUAAAACAGAACCCACAGAAGAGGAAGAUCACACUAAUAAAGACGAUCAUGCAGAUGAUUUAAAUCCAUCAGAUGUGAAGAUUGAGUCAUGUUCUGAGGGAGAAACGUCCUCCACAUCAGAAGAUCGACUGACAGCACAAACUCUUUCCUGCAUCACCUGUGGAAAGACAUUCAGCUCACAGAGACAUUUAGAGACACAUGAGAGAAAACACACAGAACAGAAACUCUUCACCUGCACCAGAUGUAAGAUCAGCUUUACUACCUUACAAGAGAAAAAACGCCAUCAUGUAAAAGAGCAUGGAGAGAAGAAGAAGAAGAAGCAGCAGCAGUUUCACUGUGAGCAGUGUGGGAAGAAUUUUGUCUUCUUAUCUCAGCUGGAAGCUCACAUGAGGACACACAGUGGUGAAAAGCCUUUCUGCUGCACUGAAUGUGGCAAAUAUCUCCACAGCAAAGGAAGUCUUGUUAUUCACCAGAGAAUUCACACAGGAGAAAAACCAUAUAAAUGUCCUUACUGUGAGAAGAGAUUUCGUUAUGCAUCCUAUAUUAAGAAACAUGUGCGUUUACACACCAAUGAGAGACCCUAUCAGUGCAGCGAAUGUGACAAAACCUUUAGGGUUAAAGGCUCCUUAAUAUCACAUCAAAAAAUACACAGUGAGGAGAAACUCUAUCAGUGUUCACAUUGUGAUAAAAGUUUUCAUCACAAAGGUCAGCUGAUGCACCAUGAGAUACUUCACACUGGAGAGAAACCUUAUCACUGUAGUGUUUGUGGAAAGAGUUUUUAUUACCGUGACAUUUUACUAAAGCAUCAGAGAAUUCAUACUGGUGAAAGACCUUACAAAUGCUCUCAGUGUGAGAAGACGUUCAUUCAAGCAAGUAAUUUAAAAGUUCAUGAGAGAAUUCACACUGGAGAGAAACCUUACAACUGCUCUCACUGUGGUAAGAGCUUUUAUAAUCCAAGUUCUUUUAGCUGUCAUAUGAUAACUCACACUGGAGAGAAACCUCAUCACUGUAAUGUUUGUGGGAAAAGUUUUAAUCGACAUCACAGUUUAGUGUUACACCAGAGAACUCAUACAGGUGAAAGACUUUAUAAAUGCCCUCAGUGUGAGAGGACGUUUGCUAGAUCAGAUGCCCUGAAGCUUCAUCAAAGAGUUCAUACAGGAGAGAAACCUUACCACUGCUUGAUCUGUGGAGAGAGAUUUGCUUAUUUAGGAAAUUUUCAGAGUCAUCAGAAGAAACUACACUGAAAAUCAUCAUAGAUUUUAAUUUACAGAGUGUAAAGCCUUAGUAUAAUUUUGCUCACUAAUCUUAUAUUUCUGUGGCGUCUCUGGUGAAGUCAUUAGGGGUCAAGCCACAAAGUCAACCCCUUAUUAUUAUUCUGCUUCUUCCGGCAUUCCAGUCUAUGGCAGCCCUAGUGCUCCACUUUUUAAAGGUCUUGGUCUCGUCUUGGAAUUGACCACAUUUUUACUCGUUCUCAUCUCGGUCUCAGACAAAGAGGACGCAGAAUUUUAUUUAAAACAAAUCUAUAUCACAAAUUUAUUUUUUUAUCAUUAAUUUUAUGCAGUUUAUUCAGGUUUGGCAUAUGAUGUUGACAUUGUUUAAGCAUUGUUUAAGUUUCUCCCAAUGACAAUUUUUCUAAUUUUAUUACUAAAAACACCUGGAUUGUGUUAAGUGGAUGGCAAGCCAUGGAAAGACAAUUCAGAAUAGUUAAGUUGAUUUCAGCUCUUUAGUGUUUGUUCACUUUUAUUAUAGACAAAGAUAAAUUCCCACAUAUCUGCAAUGCCUUUGAUUAUUUUAUCAACUUCUCUGAUCGCACACACACGCACAGACAAGAAGUGCCUAAUCAUAUGUAUAUUCCACAUUUUAUCAUAAGUGUUUUAAUGCAGUGACUGGUCUUGGUCUUGACUUGGUCUCGGCCUGUCUUGGUCUUGGUCUUGACUCUGUCUCGACCCUUUAAAGUCUUGGUCUUGUCUCGGUCUCGGCCUGUCUUGGUCUUGGUCAUGACUUGGUCUCAGUUUAGGUGGUCUUGACUACAACACGAGGCAGCCCAUAGAAGCGUACAUAGAAAGUUAUGAAAUUUGGCACACUGACAGAGAACAGUCAAAAUAGCCACCACAGCAAAUUUGGAGUCUCUAUUUUGAACCCACUAGCGCCACCAACAGUCCAAAUUUUCACUUAUGUUUUUGCUGCUAACUUCUGGGGCCUCAUUUAUAAAAGUGCGACGUAGGAACUAUCCUACAUUUCAUCUAAGACCAUUUCUGAAAUGAUUGUACGUGUGAUUCAGAGAAAAGGAGCGUACGCAAAAAAAAGUGCGUAAGCCUCUUUUCCAGAUGUGCAGUUUAUAAAUCACAAAUGAUCUUGAAAUUGUGCGCAGCCGAAUGCUCUUAGAACUCCACCUUGUAAACGCCCCUAAUUUAAUUCAUUUGCAUAUAAAUAUUAAAUUAUCAAAGGCCAAAUUCUCUGACUGCUACAAUGGCAGCGGUCAAAAAAAACAUCUUUGUUGUUGAUUGUUUAAGUUUUUAAUAUUUCUAAAUUCUAACAUGGAAACUUUAUUGACAUCACUCGAGUUAAGGCGAUUAUUAGUGGACAUUUCAAUUCACGUGUUUUAUUUAACUUUACAAUAAGGUUCAUUGGUUAACAUAAUGUAAUGUAUUAACUAACAUGAACAAUGAGCAAUACAUUUCUUACAGCAUUUAUUCAUCUUUGUUAAUGUUAGUUAAUAGAAAUAAAGGUUUAAUUGUUUGUCCAUGUUAAAAGGUUGAAUUCGCAUUCACAGUGCAUUAACUAACGAUAACAUGAUUUUAAUAAAGUAUUAGUACGUGGCAGAGUAUGUGAGCGGUGCGGAGUGGGAGCGGAGUGGCGUAAUUUUGCCAGGAGCGAGGAGCGUUUUUUUUUUAUGUCGGAGCGUUGUGAUUUUCUCUCGCUCUGAAAACGCUCCACUAACGAGUCAGGACUUGUCAGAAUCCGGACCAAACCACUGUGAAAAAAACGGAGGGGGACUUAAAAUGUUUCUUAACAUAUUUUGCAUUCGUUUGCAUUUGUAUUGUUGUAGUACUUUCACAAACAUUUAUAUACGCGACACUGGGAAACUACAACUCCCUUGAGCACUCUGCACCAAGCGCAACGCACAGAGACCGUUUGUUGAGACGCGCCCGAUCAGCGCACCUUCCAGACAGCACGCGAGAGCUGAUGGAUUUGCGAAUGCACAAGUGGACGCAGUCUGAGCGCAUACACACUUCGGGAAAUAUAGAACAAUUGCAUGGAAGUGAUUAAAGAGAUAUAAAUUGCUUGCACACUCUCAGGCAGUGUUUCCUCUAGGAUUUUUUCCAGCUGUGGCGGCAGGGGGCGCCCAUGAUGAUUAUAAAUGUACAUUAUUUUUUUUAAUGUAGAAAAUAGGCUACAGUAAACUAACAUGUGUUUUUUAUCAUUUUCAUGCUGUCAUUUACUUUUCCUUAUAUUUAUAGCAUAUUGCUUUUCUAUGUUUGAUCUAAACUGUAUUUUCUUAAAAAAUACGUAAGUUUUAUAGCUUCAUACGGAUCUUUCAUUGUAGUUUUAAUGUAGUGUGCAAGUUCGUGCUCGGGUUUAGCGUUACAGAGCUGUUGCAAAGUCACGCACAGUCCUGUUUGAUAAUCCGCACCGCUGUGAUUGACAGAACACCCGACAUCAGCAGCAAUUUAUUCCACACCCGGGCUGUUUGACAUAAAGAGCCCGACCCGGUCACACCGCAAAUCGCGCAGUUAUAGAAACCUUUAUGCUCUUCGCAGACAGAUCUUAAACACAAAUAAGCACGGGGACAUUUAAAAACUGUUACCUGUCGGAAUCGAGUCGAAUUCUGUUCUUGGAUGUUAGACCCGCAGUUCACGCUCGCAUAUUGAGUCCCGACCUGGAUCUACAACGCAUAUAACACGUUAAUAUUAUUACACCCGUUACAUCAAAUAUUAGAAGUUUCACCCGCGGGUACCCCGACCCUGUUGUUUCGUCUGAAAACAGAUGAAACAGUCUCACCGUCUGCCUCCAGUUUUUAUUACCAACGUCCGUCUCUUCCACGGGAAUAAUGUAAGUUUCCUUCCAAACAGAUUCGACUAAUGUCUUGCAGUCCUUUAUGAGUUGUAUUCAGUAUUUAGCCUUUUGUUUUUGGACAAACAUCUUAUCAUUUAAUGUGAAACUUUGUGAGUGUCGAUCUAAAGCACAGAAGAUUGACUGACAGCUGAGCGGUCAGCAGCGCGCUGCGCUUAUAGCCUAUAUUCUGAAUAACUAAUGGCCAGAUAAAUUGAUAAUAUGAGUACAGUGAUUACAAAUGAAUGUCCAAAAAACUCGUAAUAUGUUAAAUCGAAAGAUUAAUCAUGUCAUUUCUCGCAGCCCCGCGCUGCGUCCGUGUAAAUGCGCCUGUGAACAGCAUACGCGUGAUGACCUUGCAACUUAAAUUACCCUAAAUUUAUUGUCAUAAAGAUAAAAGUAAAAUAACAUUCGAAUCUGUAAAUUGUGUAUUUUUAUUUAUGUGAACUCACAAUAAGGAGAAAACCUUGUGCUUAUUUAAAAUCAUUAAAAACAUGACGUGUUUUCUGCUGCUUUGGUUUAACAGCGCGUCACAAAAAGAACAGAAACUCAAAUACUUUUUUAUUCGUUUUGUCAAUCUGAUAACUAUUUAAGUGUAACAUAUUUCGUGUAGGCUUAUUUAUUUUAUUAUUAUUUCUCAAAACAGAGACGUAGCCUAUCAUCUGUUGAUUUAAAUCUAUUUGUGCAUGAAACUAAACCCAUGGGGGAAAUUAUGAUAUUUAAGGAGAUUUAUUUAUAAAUGAGUGAACAACGCGAAUCCAGAAAGGAAUUUUUUUCUUUCUUGCUGGGCAGACAUUUCGGUAUAGCUUUAUUUAUUUUGCGAGCUUCCGCCGCGGGUUUUGUCUAGAAGGGAUACAGAAAAUGCCAAAAAGUUUAGGAUUAGAUUUGGAGGUAGGAUUUUUAGGAUGAAAACAGCGGCUCUGGCUACAUGAGAUACACACACAUCCUACAAUCCUGUGAAAUGUUGUGUUUAGAGUUGGGUUUGGGUGAAGGAUUAGGAUUAAACAGUGCUCAUCCGGCGAGAUUUCGUUUGCUGUAUCCCUUCUAUCCACAACCGCAAGCGUGGCGGGGAUGUUAAGGCAUGGCGGGCCGCCACGGUUGAAUGUAUAUAGCGGAAACACUGCUCUCAGGGCAAAGCGGAUAGAAAUUCAGCGCAAGUGCUUGGCACCUGCGACUCGGCAAAAGCUCGUUUUUCCUAAAGUGAAUGCAGCAUUGGAGAUAAAGCUUUACUAAAAAAUGUGUUCAACCAGCCAGCAUUUGUUUUGUUCAGAUUCAGAAUAGUUCUAGUAUUAAUAUAAAAGUUGGCUUAAAGUGAAGGCAGUAGACUAUCUAUAUUUUUUCGUUUGGCUAUUUGUCUAAAUUAAUAUUUUAGUUUGUGAUUUCUUUCUUUUAUUUAAUGUAAUGUUUUUCGUUUGAUAAUUUAUUUUAUAUGAGGUUUUUCAUUUAAUCAUUUAUUUAAUUUCAACACAUUUUUUUGUUUUGCUUUGUUUAAAAGUGAGCUAAAUGAUAGCUUAAUUUGGGCUAAUAUUAGCUAUUUCAGUAUGUGAUGUUCUUCAGUUAAUAACUGCGUAUAAAAUAAAAAAUAUGUUCAACCAGCCAGCAUUUGUUUUGUUCAGAAUAGUUCUGUAAUUAAUAGCCUAUAAAAGUUGGCAUAAAGUGAAGGCAGUAGCCCUAUAUUUUUUUCGUUUGGCUAUUUGUUUAAAUUAAUAUUUCAGUUUGUGAUUUCUUUCUUUGAUUUAAUGUAAUGUUUUUCAUUUGAUUAUUUAUUUUAUAUGAGGUUUUUCAUUUAAUAAUUUAUCUAAUUUCAACACAUUUUUUGUUUUGCUUUGUUUAAAGUGAGCUAAAUUAUAGCCUAAUUUCGGCUAAUAUUAGCUACUGUUUCAAAUUCCAAUAAAGUAUAUGAUGUUCUUCUCUUAGUACUGCAUAUUCGUUGUUGUUUUUUUUUUUUUUUAAUAAAAAUUUGCCGUAGAGCGAAAACGGAGCGAUACUUAAGGAAGGACGGCGCGGGGAGUGAGCGAGGAGCGGAAAUUUGUAUACCCAGAGCGGAGCUUGAGCGGAGUAAUUAUGAAAUGCUUUGAGCGCGGAGCGCAAAUUCUUUCCACUCCACUCCGCUCACAUACUCUGGUACGUGGUGGCCUGCCAAAUUUUGUCGUCUUCGCCAUGAAACAGGAUGUUGUUCUAACUUGUGAAUGUAAAAUGUGACCCAUCAUUCACAUGUUUGAUAAAUUUCCUGGCCUGAACACAUUAACAUGGCAUAUUUUAGAGCGCCACCUGCUGGCAACAGGAAAUGUCAGGUUUUACACUGUGAUUUACUGCUCAUAGAAAUUUAAUUAGAUCAUCAUCUUAUUUGGUCAGACAGAUCUUAAGGACUUUGCGAUGAUAAAUUGUAAAGAUCUUGACUUUUCGUUGAAAGGUGUGUCCGUGGCGGCCUGGCAAAGUUUGAUGUUUCACCAUGAAACUGGAAGAUGUUGUAAUUCAGGCAUACAAUGUCCGACCUGCCCCAUACUUCACACGGUUAAUAAGGGUCCUGGCCUGAACACAUCAACAUAGCAAAAUGCAGAUACAGUCAUAGCGCCACCUAGAGGCAGCAGAAAACACUGAUUCACUGUUCUACAAGAUUGAACAAAAUCAACAUUAUAUUUUGCCAGUCUAAUUAGAAUAUCCACAUAUAUUUACACACUAAAAUUCAUAUCUCCACUGUUCACUGUUUUUCCAAAGGCCAUUGGGUGGCGGAGCACAUGCGUGCGAGGGCCCUUUCAUCGCUGAUUGCAGCUUUAAUUUAAUUUGUAAACUUUUUUAUUUUUAAAAAGGUGCUAAAAUCAGUAUUUUUAAAAAUCUAUAUUAUAAUAACACUAUCACUGUUUUACCAUUUUUGGUAAAUGUAGUUCUAAAUGUAGGUUCGGGAGGGGCCUAAACAUUCAGGUCUGUCAAACAUCAUCAUCAUGGGUGUAUAUAAGGCAGCCUUCAGGCCUCAAUUUUUUCCGGCAUCCCUCCUCCUGGGGAUGGGGGAUCUUCUCCUUCACUCUCUCUUUCUUCCUCUGUGCAAUUCUGUUGCAGGGGGUUGAACUUGGGUCUCGAGCCCCAACCUCAGGUUCGCACUCUAUGAAGGUUCAGAGCUCAGGUACAGAGCUCCCUUCAAGGACAGCAAGCCAAGUUUUUUUUCCAUUAAUCAUUAAGACCUGAAUGCUCAGGCGAACUAGUGAAAUAGGAUUUGGAAACAUUUCAUUACUCUAUAUAAUAAAUGAUAAUUUAAAAUAUGUGAUACAAAUAAAACACAUUAUUGAAAAUUUACACCCGUUUCUUCUUAUUAUUUGUUGAAUGUUUA
Molecule: messenger RNA, 8019 nt
Organism: Paramisgurnus dabryanus
Lineage: Eukaryota; Metazoa; Chordata; Actinopteri; Cypriniformes; Cobitidae
Source: RefSeq, a predicted model, not a curated record